CUCUCCUCGUACGAACUACGACGAAUCCCAAAUUCCCGCCAACCCUCGAUCAAGGGCAAAUAAAUUUCUUUAUCCAUAGUUUCAAUGACGAUUCGAAUUCCAAAUAACCCCUAAUUUGCUUCAAACAUUCUCUGAAAAUCCCAGAUGCAGGUUCCAGUUCCGUCUAUCAUCACGUUAAAUCUGAUUUCUGAAGUUUCGCGAGCGUAAUCGCUCUGUUAAUUUCAUCCACUUCCCCAAGUUUGUCGCUCAUAGCAUGGAUGUGGGCGACCUUAACAAAGUCUGGGAAAUCAAAGCCCUGAAGAAGAAGGCUGGCGAGAAAGAAGCGAGGGAGAUUCUGGAGAGAAUUGCCAAACAAGUCCAACCCAUUAUGCGUAGACACAAAUGGCGAGUCAAGGUUCUUUCGGAAUUCUGCCCAAAAAAUCGAGCACUUUUAGGAUUAAAUGUGGGACGUGGAAUUCAUGUGAAGCUGAGGCUUCGAAGGCCAAAUAGGGAUGAAGACUUCAUCCCCUUCAAUCAAGUCUUGGAUACCAUGCUGCAUGAACUUUGCCACAAUCUCCAUGGUCCUCACAAUGCCAAUUUCUACAAGCUGUGGGAUGAACUGAGAAAGGAAUGUGAGGAGUUGAUGGCUAAGGGAAUUAGUGGCACAGCACAGGGAUUUGAUCUCCAAGGUAGGCGUUUGGGUGGUAAUUCGCGACAACCCCCUCUUUCUUCCCUCCGCAAAUCUGCCCUAGCUGCUGCAGAAGGAAGAAGACGUUUAGGAUCUCUACUUCCAUCUGGACCUAAACGGCUUGGUGGUGAUAGUAACAUCAUGGUUGCGCUUAGUCCAGUACAAGCUGCUGCAAUGGCUGCAGAAAGGAGGCUUCAGGAUGAUAUUUGGUGUGCUUCAAUUCAAGAAAUUCCUGUAGAUGAGGAAUGUUGCUUUGAUAUUCCAUCAGAAGCAGUGCAUUCGUGCGAAGCAGGUAAACCGGGACCCUCUAGCAAUUUAAGAAAUGGUGUGGAUGCAUUACACCAUAAAAGAUGUCGUGAUUUGGGUAGCAGUUCUACUAAUAAGGCUUCCAAUGGUCAUUUGAAACCUGAUUUUGUGGAUUUAUCUGAAGAUGUUUCAAUCCAUGGGUCCACUGCUGACUAUGAUGCAGAAUCAAAUAAGCGAAGUAAAAUGUCAAAUAGGGUUCCAUUUCCUCAAUCUUGUGCAGAAACUAGCUCAAAAGUUUUGUCCUGUUCAUCCUCUAAUUUGAUGCAAAGUCAUGAUGGAACUCAUCAUCAUCCCGGAGAACUUUCCAUGUGGGAGUGUGGGAAUUGCACCUUACUGAAUCCCCCACUAGCUCCACUAUGUGAGCUUUGUUACUCACAAAAGCCAAAAGAUGCUGAUACCAAGUACGAACUCUGGUCAUGUAAAUUCUGCACCUUAGAAAACAGUGUGAAGUUGGAGAAAUGCUCAGCAUGUGAUCAAUGGAGAUAUUCUCAUGGCCAGCCAGUGUCAACUCGAGCACCGAAUCUUGGCACCUGAGUACCCUUUUGUAAGACUUCUAAACACAUAAUUUAGUUGAUCACUAAGAAAAUUAAGUUGCAUUUUGCCCUCUGAAAUUUGGGGUGCUUCUAUUUCAUUUCUCCCACGAGACCUAGCCAUUUUGUCAUGGAAACUGCAUAUGCAUUUUCUAUGAAGUGUAGAAACAGUUGCACAUACUUUGUGUAAAUUUUCCUCCCCUCAGUAACUGAUGCGGUUAAGUUUGAUGUCUUCCUUAUUCCUUGGUUCAACUCAAUAUAUAGUCAGAGCAGCCUGAGUCUGAGGAAACAUAUGCAUGAAAUCUAAGGAACUUUUUGUCGUCCCCUCUGAAAUUGAUUACUUUUUCAAGCUUCAUAGAAAAUUGUUCUAUUGUUGAAAAUUGGUUACUUACUGUCACAUUGUAUCAAAAAGAAUUAACCAGCUGACAAUUCAAUAAGACCUU
Molecule: messenger RNA, 1946 nt
Organism: Momordica charantia (bitter melon)
Lineage: Eukaryota; Viridiplantae; Streptophyta; Magnoliopsida; Cucurbitales; Cucurbitaceae
Product: zinc ion binding protein
Biological process (GO): DNA repair
Cellular component (GO): nucleus
Molecular function (GO): metallopeptidase activity
Source: RefSeq, a predicted model, not a curated record